AUGGAUGUAGGAGCAUCAACUCCAUUCCUGUGGGCUUUUGAGGAGCGGGAGAACUUGUUGAAAUUCUAUGAAAGGGUCUCGGGAGCCAGGAUGCAUGUCAGUUUCAUACGACCAGGUGGAGUGGCACAAGAUCUGCCUCUUGGCUUAUGUAUAGAUAUUGAUUCAUUCACACAGCAAUUUGCUUCUCGUAUCGACGAAUUAGAAGAGAUGUCAACUGGCAACCGUAUCUGGAAACAACGAUUAGUGGAUAUUGGUACUGUCACUGCACAUCAAGCAAAGGAUUGGGGAUUCAGUGGUGUAAUGUUAAGAGGUUCUGGGGUAUGA
This is a messenger RNA of Solanum stenotomum, 324 nucleotides long. RefSeq names its product NADH dehydrogenase [ubiquinone] iron-sulfur protein 2-like. The record is from RefSeq and is a predicted model, not a curated record. Lineage: Eukaryota; Viridiplantae; Streptophyta; Magnoliopsida; Solanales; Solanaceae. The transcript has a single exon. The coding region runs from base 1 to 324 and encodes 107 amino acids. Gene Ontology annotation, molecular function: NADH dehydrogenase (ubiquinone) activity; quinone binding; NAD binding. Gene Ontology annotation, biological process: mitochondrial electron transport, NADH to ubiquinone.